This is a messenger RNA of Drosophila subobscura, 1344 nucleotides long. RefSeq names its product retinol dehydrogenase 14. Lineage: Eukaryota; Metazoa; Arthropoda; Insecta; Diptera; Drosophilidae. The transcript is spliced from 4 exons. The record is from RefSeq and is a predicted model, not a curated record. The coding region runs from base 230 to 1240 and encodes 336 amino acids.
ACAACUAUCAUAGCGGCUAUAACAAUACCAAUGAGUGGAGACGCUCCACAGCCUCGGCUCCAAGCCGAUCCGUCAGUCUCUGAACAAGCGUUCAAGCCGAAGGUUGUUUGCCAGCGUUCCAUUCCAUUCCGUUCCACUCCGCACCAAAUCCGCAGCCUACCGAAGCUAGUCCAAAGUGCAGGCCAGUUGUAGUUGCAGCAGACUCUAGAUCAAUCCGGACCUAAACAGGAUGGGUUUCAUCUUCGGUUGGUUGCCAACCGAGCACUAUGUGCGCGACAUCUUUCUCCUGACACUGUCGGCGGCCAUUGCGGCCACACUGAUGAGCAUUCGCUUCUACUUGCGCAUCACGGCGGGACGUUGUUUCACCGAGACCAAAAUGGAGGGCAAGACCGUUAUCAUCACCGGCGCCAACAGCGGCAUUGGCAAGGAGACAGCCAAGGAUCUGGCCGGUCGUGGAGCACGCGUCAUUAUGGCCUGCAGGAACCUAGAGACGGCAAAUGCAGUCAAAGAUGAAAUCGUCAAGGAGACAAACAACAGCAAGAUCCUCGUCAAGAAGCUGGAUCUGGGCUCCCAGAAGUCGGUGCGCGAGUUUGCCGCUGACAUUGUCAAGACGGAGCCCAAGAUCGAUGUGCUCAUCCACAAUGCGGGCAUGGCGCUGGCCUUCCGCGGCCAGACCAGCGAGGAUGGUGUGGAGCUGACCAUGGCCACCAAUCACUAUGGCCCCUUCCUGCUGACGCAUCUCCUCAUCGAUGUGCUGAAGAAGAGCGCCCCGGCACGCAUUGUCAUCGUCGCCUCGGAGCUGUAUCGCCUGUCGUCGGUGAAUCUGAACAAGCUGAAUCCCGUGGGCAGCUUCCCCGCCGCCUAUCUCUACUAUGUGUCCAAGUUUGCCAACAUUUACUUUGCCCGCGAGCUGGCCAAGCGGCUGGAGGGCACUCGCGUGACCGUGAACUUCCUGCAUCCGGGCAUGAUCGAUUCGGGCAUCUGGCGCAACGUGCCCUUCCCCCUCAACCUGCCCAUGAUGGCCAUCACGAAGGGCUUCUUCAAGACCACCAAGGCCGGGGCCCAGACCACCAUCUACCUGGCCACGUCCGAUGAGGUGGCCAAUGUCCACGGCAAGUACUACAUGGACUGCAAGGAGGCCACGCUCAAUGCCGCCGCCCUCGAUGAGGAGAAGGGCCGCAAGAUCUGGGAGGAGUCCCUCAAGAUUGCCAAGCUGACGCCCCAGGAUCCCAAGAUCUAAGCUGGCAGGGGACUCGUUCCGUAAUGCACAGCACUUUAGUAGAUUCUUUCGGCCUCUAAGCCAAUUCAACUGAUUUGAUUUCUUUGUAAUUAAGGGGGAGCUAA